This is a messenger RNA of Lagopus muta (rock ptarmigan), 5682 nucleotides long. RefSeq names its product V-type proton ATPase subunit S1-like protein. The coding region runs from base 4261 to 5331 and encodes 356 amino acids. Lineage: Eukaryota; Metazoa; Chordata; Aves; Galliformes; Phasianidae. The record is from RefSeq and is a predicted model, not a curated record. The transcript is spliced from 9 exons. Gene Ontology annotation, cellular component: proton-transporting V-type ATPase complex.
UGCGGAGCCGGCGAUGGGCGUUAGGGAGCCUCGGUCCGAUAGUUUAAAGAGGUUAAAUUCGUAAGGAUGUUUUAAAGUCUUACACAGGAUCAGGACUAAUUAAGUGUAUAAAAGCCGUUAGGAAGGAAAUUGUGACGGAGCGUACUGAAGCAAACGAUGGUCUUCGAUGCGUUAUUAAGGGAAUUGCUCGGUAACGCGCCAAGGCUUAGGUGUCAUCUGCGACGGGGACGCAGAGCUGCGCCGGCUCUUCCCGAGGAGCUGGCGACCGCCCGGCCCCAAGGGGGCGCUGUGAGCUCGCCGGCUCUCGGGCGGGCGCCGCCAUUUUGCCGCUGUGAAUAGGCGGGAGGAGGCCCCGUGUGCCUGGCGCCUUUGUGCUCCGCGGCGUGCUCGCGGGGAGCUGAGGGUCCGUUCGGCUUGCUCCAUGCGCUAGGGUGUGGGGACCUCCCUUCGCCGUGGUAGAUCAGUGCUGUGGCACAGACUGCUCUAUUUUUUCCUUUUUUUUUUUUCUUCCCCCCCCCCAUAUACUCAUAGAAUCGUAGAGUGACUUGGAUUGGAAGACAUGUUAGAGCCCACCCAGUUCCAACUCUUUGUUGUGGGCACGUUGCCCUCCCCCCAGAUGAGGCUGCCCAGGGCCCCAUCCAACCUGAGGCUUUUAGGGGUGGGGUGCCAUAGCCCCAUGGCAGCUGUGCCAGGGCCUCAGCACUCUCACUGUGGAGAGUUUUCUCGUAAGAUCUAACCUAAUCUGUAGUCGCUGUGUGGUGUAGAUGGUUGAAAAGCACAUAGGCAAAUUAGUUGCCAAGAGGAGAUUUUGCUGAAACUGGGAUAAACUCUAGAUAAAGCUAAUCUUUUUGCCCAUACUUUUGUUGUAUUUCAGGAAUCAAUCCAUUGUAGCUGUUUGUGAACCAGAGGAACACCUUAUCUUAGUCUACAAAAAUACUAAUGGUUUCUGAAGUGUUUGUACAGUUGCUUAUAUGUCACACUUCAUUAUUUUGUUAGGUGUGUUGCUUUAAAAAGCUGUUCUGAUCACAGUGACCUGAUAUGUCAUCUGAAGGUAAACUGUGUUGAAAAUAAAUUGUGACAUUGUCUGCCUGAGGAAAUGCCCUCCAAAGAGAUAAAUUAUCCGUGUUUAAAAUUAUGUGUGCACUCUCGUUCGUUGCAUGCAAACUCACUGCGUACAUAAUCACUGCAGCAUGAGGCAGAACAGCUGUCAUCUCUAGGCCUCCAUCAACAUUUAUGUAAUCAUCAUCUUUGACAGAAGGCUUGCUGAACUGUGGUGACACAUUUAGGGGUGUGUGGAAGGCCAGGAAUGCUGAUUGGCUUACCUAUCGGUCUUUGAUUUUUUUGCUUCACAACCCACAUGAAACUCUGAAUCCUUCUCUGAAUUGCCGACUGCUUUCUUAACUACCUUUUCUGCAAGAUAAAUCCCAAACAAUAAGAGCAGUAAGAGCAGAUCCAAAAAGAGGCACAAUGAGAUCUGUGACUGCUAUUCAUUUUGCAGCAGAGGUGUUUGAAAUGCCACGUUGCUAAGAAAUAAAUGAGUGGUAGCAGCUUAAUCAUCCCAAGGAGAAGUUUUGCUUGAAGAGUAAUCCUAAGCAGUAUCUUAUUGUCAGAUGGAGAAAUCAUGACAAUGAAACAGUAUUUUAUUUUUCUUAUUUGAAAUAGUAGCCAGUCAGCCCACCAUAGUCCUUCUUGCGAGAUGCAGACAAAAUUGUUAUUGUUAUUCCCCUAGGAAGUUUGUUGGAUGCAUUUAUGGAACUGAAUGCAACCUUGUGUGUUCCAUAAAACAGAAUUUGGGUUUUGCACGUGAUCCUUUGUUCACCCUUUGUCCACUGAGUAUGUAUGUAGUUGCAGAUAAGGUACAUUUGAUUAAGCUUUGCUUGUCUGUGUGAUUUCAACAUAAAACAUGCAAAUAUACACAGUAGCUUGUCAACCAAAUCACAAGAGCUCAUCUAAUCAAGACUCCUGCUUAGAGGCUCCAUUCAAAAAGUUUCCUUUACAGGCUUCAUAGAAAUUUUGUUGCAGAGUUGGAUGUUUGUCAUAAUUCUUCACCGGAACAAAGUGUAUGCAUAGGAUGGCUUCUUUGCUUUCAGUUUAGUCUGUUUAUUCUUGAAGUUCAACCAAAAGGAACCUUUUUAAGAAUGGCAUAGAAUGCUUUAUAUUAUCAGCAAAUGCCAAGAGGUAAGGAAAGACUUUUCUUCAUUCCUUCUCUCAGUUUGUCAAGUGAUGACUGCUAGUUAGUGAAUUCCUAUAAGCAUGUGCUAGUAGUAUGUAGUGAGAAAGUCAGAAUAUUUUCAUAUUGGUUUAACUGUGUUAGCAGUUUGGCAUUAUGUGUUCUAUUAGUUGUCUGAAAAGAACCUUAUGUCUGAGCACACUCAUAUGUACUUUUCUCCUCUCUCUGUGAAACAUGGACUGAAAAAGCAUUUUCUCUGUAAGAUUGGAAGCCCCGCAGAAAUAUGCUGGCAGAAGAACAAUUAAAUAUACAUUCUGUUGACAGAGAAUGGACUUUUCAUUGAAUUCAGCCUAUAGAUAUUUAGUUUAGCUGUGGUCUGCCAAGUCUUGUCGAUACCAUUUUAUCUCCCUUUCUCACCUCAGAGGACACACAGUUUGUUAAUCUGUGCAGCAAGUAUUUGUAUUUCAGCAUUUUUCUUUCUUAGCAUUUGCUCCUGUACCAGUGAAAAAUGAACAUGUACAAAAUACCCACGUGUGAAAUCCCAAGGUACAAAUAGGAAGACUGCAUUUUUAUUUAAAAACAAAACAAACAAGCAAAACAAACAAACAAACAAACAAACAAAACUCAAAAACUUGUUUAAAAGGAACUAUGUUCAGGGAUACUAGAGAAUUUAACAUCCUUUAUUUUUUGUGGCUUACUAAUUUUUAGAAAUGUGUGUGACACUUCUGCCUCCUUUCAUGAUUUCAUAAAGUUCGCAGCCACUUCUCUUUACUGGUGUAUUUAUUCUGCAUUUGGCAUCAGAAAUUUCUGGUUUUUCAUGGAAAAUGUUGAGCUUAUUGUCCCUUGUUCAUUAUUUUUCACUGCUCUCACCUCAUUUUUCAUGUGAGGAUUCUCAUAAGUAUUUAGAUUCCACCUUAAAUUGGAUAGAAGCAGCAUGGCUCUGGACAAGCUGUUGAGAGAUUUUUAAGAUUAGUGAGUAGUCUCUGUAUCCCUGAAAGAGAAAUUAAGAUGGCAAAUCCUUUUGAAUAGUUGCAAUGCUAAAGCCCCUAUCUUAAUCUUGUAUCUGGAAUGCAAUAGACAGGAGCACUUAAUCAGUGAAGUAGGUCUUAUUCUGUGAUCACAUCAGUGGGUACCUUACAUUAGCUGCCACACAAGGCAUUAACGUGCCUUAUGGUUGGGUGUAGAUUGGGUAUUGGUUGGGUAUGGUGUAUGAACAUUAAUACACAGAUGCAUAAAGGCAGCUGUUGGCUGCAACUGGUUGUGGCUAUCUCCUGCCUGGUUAUUUAAGUGGACAUGGCUGCAAAUGUGAGCUGAGCGCUGGUCUGAACUGCCUCUCAAGACUGAUCUUUCAAGAGUGGGCUGCCGAUGCUGAAAGCUACACUAAAAAGGCAUUUCUGUCAGAGGUUUUUUCUCAAUUUGAUCACCAGUUGUAGCUGUGCUCAUGACUGAGGCCAGACAGAAUGUGAGCAGAUAGAACUUCAUAGAACCAUAGAAUUAUUGAGGUUGGAAAAGACUACUAAGAUCAUCGAGUCCAACACUUCAGCCCAUCCGUGCCGUGCCCACUAACUGUGUCCAUCCACGCCAUGUCUCCAUGUUUUCUGAAGACAUCCAGGAACAGUGACUCCAACCACCACCCUGGGCAGCCUGUUCCAACGUCCAACCGCUCUUCCAGUGAGGACAUUUUUCCUAAUAUCCAACUUGGAAGUCCGUUCUGAUGAGUCACAUGAGGACAGAGGUCUUGUAGAAGCAGGUAUCCUCGUCAGAACAACCUGAUCCAGCCUGUGCUACGUGUGGAUGCUGGUGCCUCAGUCUGACAAUUCCCAAAUGGAGGUGCUGUCAUUCUGUGGACAUUUGGCAAUACAUCUCGCACAUCCCAGUACAUUUUCCCCCCAAACCACUAAUCUUUCGCAGGGACAUGGGCCGUGCCAGCUGUCGGUGCAUGCAGUCAGUGUACGUGUGAACACAGGAACACACAGAGACUUUCUCCCGCCGGGUACCAGAGCAGAGACGGCUCUCGUUGGCUGCAUCUGCUGUCCAUCACACCGCCGGGCGUGCGGGGCCGCGCAGCCCUCCCCAGCCCAGAGGAGCAAAUGUGCUCGGUGUGGAGGCAUCGGCCCUUCUCCAUGGAAAGAAACGCCGCACUUAGGUUAUUCGUUCUGUUCUCGUGUCUGGGCUUCGCAGCAGCUGUGGAACAAACGCUAGCCACAGUGGAUGGCAGUUCACAUGUAGUUUCAGAUCAAGAUUCUCUGCAAAGAACUGGUCGACGCUAUGAUGGUGGUGUGAAGCCAAAAUUGAAUGUAAAUCAAGUGGCAAUUGCACAGGUUGUCAGCUACAACUUGAGCAGAAAGGAGCAGCUGGAAAGACCAUCCUGGAGGCCAUUCACCCCCAGCCACUACAGCCCUCUCAAUGUCACAGUUAAUGGCAUCCCUUGCAUUCUCUUCUGGGCCAAGAGGAUCAUGAUUAAGUUUGAAAACCACACACAGCUGGAUUUGACAGAGAAGACAUUUGGUGUCCAUGCAACAGUGGAUGUUGGAGAUUCAAACUGCAGUGAAGACAAUGCAAUGCUUUCUCUGAAGUUUGGUGAUAUUGGAAAUCUAAAGGGUCUUGUUAUUAGAUUGUUACUAACAACCAGCUAUUACCAGCUGUCUGUUCAGAAUUGGUUCAGCUUACAGAGACUGCAGCUUCUUUACAACCACUCUGUACAAGCAACAUUUAAUGCAACAAGAAUAUAUGCACCAGCAAGUUACUCCUUCCACUGUGAACACGUGAGCAGCUUGCAGAGAUAUGAUGCCCUCCUGAUACCGAGCUCUGCAAAUGAUGUUUCAAAGCUCUGGGAAGUUACUUUCAUUGAUUUCCAGAUUCAAGGUUUUAACAUUCAAGAAGGACAUUUUGCCUAUGCCAAAGAUUGUGCAUCCUUUUUCUCUCCAGCAAUUCUUAUGGGGUUGGUUAUGUCGCUGAUUCUGCUGCUGGUUCUCGCCUAUACUCUUCAUAUGUUGAUCCACCUGAAAUCUCUUGACAGGCAUCAAGAGUGCAAAGCUUCUCCUGCUUAUUUUGCACAAAUGAAAGACACUGACAUGGCAGAUGAGAAAGAGCCACUGAGAAGUAGUGGAAAUGAAUCCUAUGAACUUAGAAGCCAGCAGUUUUGUAAAAUCUAUAUUUAGCAGCGUGUUAUCUGUCUCAGUGGAACAAUGAAAGUGGUAUUUUUUUUCUACUGGCCUCGUUCUGUGUAGUUUGUGCAAAUUUUUCACCAACCAAUGAAAAGAAAAAUAGAUAAUAGGCUGUUUAUUUAAUUUAUCGUGUUAUUUAUUGAUAGCCAUCUCAAAGUUUCCUUUGAAAGCAGGACAAGAGAAAAAGAUUCCAGUGUGAGUAACAGAUACAAUGUGAUAGGAGUUUAUUACUGUAGUACAAGACCAAAAUGCAUACCUUUGCAGCCAGCUUACUGAUUUCUGAAGAGAAGAAUCACUAAUGGAAUUUUUUUGAAGUUAAAUAAAGAGACAAAAAAUAAAAAAUAA